Lachancea lanzarotensis is the source of this 2880-nucleotide messenger RNA. It is a transcript of the gene CSE1, whose product is annotated as LALA0S06e08240g1_1. The transcript has a single exon. Gene Ontology annotation, biological process: protein export from nucleus; protein import into nucleus. The coding region runs from base 1 to 2880 and encodes 959 amino acids. The record is from RefSeq and is a predicted model, not a curated record. Gene Ontology annotation, cellular component: cytosol; nuclear envelope. Lineage: Eukaryota; Fungi; Ascomycota; Saccharomycetes; Saccharomycetales; Saccharomycetaceae. Gene Ontology annotation, molecular function: nuclear export signal receptor activity; small GTPase binding.
AUGUCAGAUUUGGUAUCAGUUGCCCAGUAUCUUGAACAAUCAGUCGCUGCCUCAACUUCCAAAGCUGCUGAGGCGAGCCUCAAGGCGGAAGAAUCGCUGGAAGGGUUUCCCUUAACUUUGAUGCAUGUAAUUGCAUCUGGAAACCUUCCAGUGUCAACGAGGCUGGCUGGUGCACUUUUCUUCAAAAACUUCAUCAAGCGUCGUUGGGUUGACGAAAAUGGAGACUACCUCAUUUCUCUCUCAGACGUUGACGCAAUCAAAAGGGAAAUCGUGCCGUUGAUGAUAGUUUUACCUGGGAAUUUGCAAAUCCAGAUUGGCGAAGCAAUUUCUGUUAUAGCAGAUUCUGAUUUCCCUCAGAGAUGGCCAAAUUUACUGGAUGAUUUGAUUGGAAAAUUCUCAACGAACGAUAUGGUCACCAAUAGGGGAGUAUUGACAGUGGCACAUUCUAUCUUCAAGAGAUGGCGCCCUCUGUUCAGAUCAGACGAGUUAUUCUUAGAGAUUAAAUUCGUGUUGGAUAAGUUUGCAUCACCUUUCUUAGCCCUGCUUCAAUCUGUAGAUGAGCAAAUCACAGCCAGUACAGCGGAUGCAGCCAAGCUCACGUUACUAUUUGACGUUUUACUAGUCUUGAUCAAGCUUUACUACGACUUAAACUGUCAAGACAUCCCAGAGUUCUUCGAAGACAACGCGCAAUUGGGGAUGGGGGUUAUGCUCAAGUACUUGGCCUACGAUAAUCAAUUGUUAGAAGACAAGGAUGAAGAAGACCAAGCGAGUGUUGUCACGAAGGUUAAAUCCAGUAUCGAAGAGUUAAUUCAACUUUAUAUCACAAGGUAUGAUGACGUAUUCGAACCCAUGGCAAACGAUUUCAUAAAAGCGACAUUGGACAUUCUUACAGGCUUGAUGCCACAAGCCAAGAAUGAUGUUCUCAUCUCGAAAGCUCUCCAUUUCAUGACAGCUGUCACCAAAAUUCCAAAGUAUUUUGAACUUUUCAAUAACGAAGGCGCUCUCCAAAGCAUCAUAGAACAAAUCAUAUUGCCCAACGUCACAUUACGCGAGGCGGAUGAAGAACUUUUUGAAGAUGACCCCAUCGAAUAUGUGAGACGUGAUCUCGAGGGCUCCGAUUCGGAAACCAGAAGGAAAGGAUGUACCGAUUUUGUGAAAGAAUUGAAGGAAAAAAAUGAGCACGUCGUCGUUUCUCUUGUCUUGAAGCAGAUUAAAGCUUUUUUCCUCAAAUACCAAGAAGAUCCGGCGAACAACUGGAAAUACAAAGAUCUCAGCAUUUACCUUUUUUCCACAUUGGCGAUAAAUGGAAGCAUAAGUAAUCCAGGUGUUUCAUCGACGAGUAUUUUGCUGGACGUGGUUGGCUUUUUCAGUGAGCAAAUAUUUCCUGACCUGGUGGGUUCGGUACCUCAUCCUAUUUUGAAGGUUGAUGCUAUCAAGUACAUCUACACGUUCCGGAAUCAACUCAGUAAAGAACAGCUAAUACAAAUCUUGCCCAUUCUCGCUGAGCUCCUGCAAUCCGAGGAAUUCGUUGUCUACACUUAUGCUUCUAUAACCAUUGAGCGCAUACUUGCAAUAAGAGAAUCAAACACAUCAUCUGUACUCGUUUUCAAAAAGUCAGAUCUUGCAGGCAGCUCGCAAGUUCUGCUCACGAAUCUUUUCCGUUUGAUUUUCAAACAAGGGCAAUCGCCAGAAAAGUUGGCCGAAAACGAGUUUUUAAUGAGGGCCGUGUAUCGAGUACUCUCUACAUCCGAGGAACUUUCGGCCCCUUUUGCUCUAAACACGAUCAAUGAACUUCUUCAGAUCGUUUCGAUAAUUUCCAAAAACCCAUCUAACCCCAAAUUUUCGCAUUACUGUUUCGAGUCCUUGGGUGUUGUGCUGAAGUACAAUCAACAAUCGUUGAGUGAGUUCUUGGACAUCAUGAUGCCUACUUUUAUGAGCAUCCUGUCCGCUGAUGUUCAAGAGUUUAUUCCUUAUACCAUUCAGCUUAUUGCCUACUGCAUAGAACAAAUGCCCCAGGAAAGCAGUCUUCCAGCUUCGGUCGCUCAAUUAGCACAACCAAUUCUCUCACCAUCUGUGUGGGAAUUGAAGGGCAACAUCCCAGCUGUGACGAGACUUCUAAAGGACAUCAUCCGCGUAAACCCGGGAGCUUAUCAAGACCUUCUCCCAGUUCUCGGUGUAUUCCAGAGAUUGAUUGCUUCUAAGACAUACGAUGUGAACGGUCUUGACCUUAUGGAACAUAUUGUGACUUACGUGCCAACAGAAAAAUUACAACCUUUUUUGAAACAAAUUGCAGUUCUUCUUCUACAGCGGUUACAGAAUUCCAGAACCGAGAAAUACGUCAAAAAAUUCCUUGUCUUUCUCAGCCUUGUGGCUUACAAAAAGGGCUCUGACUUUGUUGUAAGUUUUUUGGAUGAUGUUCAAAAUGGACUUUUUGAGCAGAUCUGGAAUUCUUUUGUCAUUAGCACAAUCCCCAACAUGGGAAACUUGCUGGACCGCAAAAUCGCUAUAAUUGGGGUCCUUCAAGUCAUAACAAGUGGCACGCAGUUUUCUUCAAAAUAUCCAAAUCUAUUCGCACCGUCUUUAGAAGUUUUGGUGGAAACAGCAGCGUCUGAAAGUAUUGUAAGCAUGAAUAACGAUUUUGUGGAUCUUGAUAAUCUAGAGGAAGUAUCGACUUUUGGAUCUAGUUUCAGCAAGUUGAGUUCUAUCAGUGAAAAAAGCUUUGAUCCUGUUCCUGAAGUGGACUUGACCACAGGUUUGAAAUCGUACCUGAAAGACACCCUGUUGUCGUUCAAUCAAAAAACCGGUAAUAGCCUUUCGGGUCUUGCACCACAGCUUUCUGACAAAGCCAAAUUGGCACUGCAUAGCUUGGGCCUCACCUAA